Molecule: messenger RNA, 8775 nt
Organism: Dipodomys ordii (Ord's kangaroo rat)
Lineage: Eukaryota; Metazoa; Chordata; Mammalia; Rodentia; Heteromyidae
Gene: Tet2
Product: tet methylcytosine dioxygenase 2
Exons: 11
Biological process (GO): oxidative demethylation; myeloid cell differentiation; positive regulation of transcription by RNA polymerase II
Cellular component (GO): nucleus
Molecular function (GO): DNA 5-methylcytosine dioxygenase activity
Source: RefSeq, a predicted model, not a curated record
CGUAGAGAAGCAGAAGGAAGCAAGAUGGCUGCCCUUUAGGAUUUGUUAGAAAGGAGACCCGACUGCAAGGACUGGAUUGCUGCAAGGCUCGGGGACGAGAACGAGGCUGGCAGACUUUCCGCAGCAAACCUCCCAGGAUUAUCCAUGUACCCUUGCUCCUGUUGAGCCUGCACACUCGGAAGCAGGAGAUGGGUCCAUUCUCAGCCAAUAGGACAUGAUCCAGGAGGAGCAGUGAGGAAGAACAGAGCUGCUGGAUUCAUUCAGAGGGCAGCCUUGUGGAUGGCCCCGAAGCAAGCCCGAUGGAAGAGGAUAGAACCAACCAUGUGGAGGGCAACAGACAAAGUCCAUUCCUGAGACCAUUACCUUCCCCGAUCUGCCAGGCAGAACCUCUGGCUGUAAAACUCCAGAAUGGAAGCCCAGUAACUGAGAGACCACAUCAAGAAGUAAAUGGAGAUACCAAGUGGCAGUCUUUCAAGAGCUAUUACGGAAUACCGCAUAUGAAGGAUAGCCAGAGUAGUUGCACCAGUCCAGAUUUCAUCCAAGAAGGCCAAGGGUAUUCCAAGCAUUUGCCAAAUAGAGGAAUAAAACGCACACUUAGUGAACCGUCUCUCUCUGGGUUCCCAAAUAAACGGAAAUGGAAACAAGACCAAAAGGCUAAUGGAGAGAGAAAUAACUUCGGGGAAAGGCAAGAAAGAAAUCCAGGUAAAAGCAGCAGUCAACCAAAUGUCUCCGAUUUGAGUGAUAAGACAGAAUCUGUGAGCUCGGUCACCCAAGAAAAUUCAGUGAAAAAUUCCACCAGUUUCCCAUCCAGUCACUGCAACGGCUCUGAAAAUCCAGAGCUUCAGAUUCAGAAUGAGCAGGAAAGGGAAAAUGCUAGCUACCACAACAAGAACCUUGUAUUACUUCUUACAAACCAGGCAGUGCUAAUGCCUAAUGGUGCUACCGAAUCUGCCUCUUCGAUGGAAAACACACACGGUGAGCUCCUGGAGAAAACACUGUCUCGAUACUAUCCAGGGUGUGUUUCCAGUACAGUGCAGACGACCACAUCUCACAUCAAUGCUAUUAACAGUCAGGCUACUAAUGAGUUGUCCUGUGAGCUCACUCACCCACUGCAUACCUCAGGGCAGAACAAUUCCCAGACCUCAAUCCCUGAGCUGCCACCAGAGCCAGCAAAGGCCUGUGAUGCUAAGCAUGUCAAGAAACCCAUGGCAAUGCCGGGGACCACGUGUUCCCCCCAAACACCAGACUACCGCCAACCGCAGAAGUCACUCUUUGAGCUUGGCUCAUCUCCAGCAGAAAACAGCCACCUUCAAGGAAACAUGAGACUCGUCUCUGGUGAAGAAUUCUGUUCAGGUGUCAGAAGCAAGUCGCAAACUCCUCAUGGCAACUCUGAACAGUAUUUAAAGCAAAAUGAAAUGAAUGGUGCUUACUUCAAGCGGAGCUUUCCUACCACUCCCACGACCCCCCAACUGCUUCUUUCUCCCCCUCCUCCUCUUUCUCCUCUUCCUCAGUUUCCUUCAGAAGGAAACAGCAGUCUGAAGGAUGGAGUUUUGGAAGCAAACCACCACCAUCCGAACCAAAGUAACGUAACUCUUCUACAGGAAGUGAAAGUUGAAGGUCCAUGUUUGACCAGAGCAUCCCAGAGUCCUGAUCCCUCUGCCAGCCUAUCCAGCCCUUCCCUGUUGGUUCCAGAAGGUCCUCAGAAUAAUUGUGUUAAUAACAAUGGCAUCCGGACACCCGGUACAACCACUGUUCCCUUGGCUUCUGAGAAAACCACAGUAGCAGAACAUCUCAAACAUAACCCUCCAACUCUUGGUAGCCACCAUCACCAGCAGCUGAUGGGCUGCAAAGAGGAAGCAAUGGGGAAGGAUCGAACACAAGAUCAUGCGCUCCCAACUCCACACUCUCUGAAACCAGGAUGGAUUGAAUUGAAGACUCCGCACUUUCAUCAAGCGGAAUCUCAUCCACCCUUCCGUGAGGCCUCGCGACAGUGUCAAUCCAACAGUGCCCAUCCAAUCACCUCCACACAAUACACUGGAAAUUCCAACAUAAGUGGAGGGCUCUCCAGGCAAGUUUAUCUCCAGAAAAUGAUGCCUCGGGAGCAGAAGUUACAAAUGUACCAGGCGGAGACAGGUCAAGGGCAGUCUCAAGGUAUGUUGGACCAACAUCUCCAGUUCCAAAAACUCUCUCCUCAAGGGCACGUUUCUAAGACAGAGUCUUCGCCUGAACCUCCCAGGAAGGUACCGUGUGCCUCUAGAUUUUACUUUCCACAAAGAGCAGAUCCACACACUGAGAAGUUCCUGUCCCCACAAUUAAAACGGCACUUAGAUCAACAGGUUACUGAGGCUGAGCCCUUUUCAACACUUAAGCGUCCCAAGAAGGCUGAACAAAUCCCACCAUCCCCAGAUCCACACUUCUCUCAAAACCAGCAGGUGCAGCAGCAAAAAUUACAAAUGAGGAGUAAAGAACAAAUGCCUCAGGCUUUCCCUCACCCACAAGGUCAUAACGAUCAGCAAAGAGAAGGAUCGUUCUUUGGCCAGAUUAAAGUAGAAGACUGCUUUAGUGGUGAAAAUCAGUAUUCAAAACCAAAUGAGUUCCAAGCUCGUACUACCCAAGAAAAAUUAGAGCAAGUACAGAAUACUAAUAGAAAUGUCCCUUAUGGUCAGAUCUUGAAGUCAAGUGCAAGCAAUCCACACCUUAUCCCAGAGGGGAAUGAACAAACCAUACAUUCUGAAGUCUUUGGAGGAAGCAAGACCCCCAACUUGCACCACAUGCACUAUUUUCCAAAUCAUGUGACUCCAAAGCAAGAAGUUCCUCACAGGUGCUUUCAAGAACAAGAGCAGAAGCCUCCACAAGCCUCAGUUCUACAGGGAUAUAAAAGCAGAAGCCAGGAAAUGUCAGGACAACAAACUGUACAACUAGCUCAGCAAAGGUACUUGAUGCAUCACCAUGCAGAGCCAUUCCCUGCUUCUGAUCAGGGAGGAUGUUGCAUUCGUGUUAGCCCUACCCCAAAGGACAUCCAAAAGCAUGCUGCUCUCAGGUGGCACCUCUUACAAAAGCAAGAGCAGCAGCAAGCUCAGCAAGCCCAAGCUGAGUCCUGCCAAAAUCAGAUGCACAAGCCCAUCAAAAGUGAGCCUGGCUCCAAGCCCCAGGCCUGUAUGCGUGCAGCAACACCUCAAGAGAACAAAACUUGGAAAAAGACACCCAAACAAGAGAUUCCACCUCUGAGCGUCGAGAAUAGCCAGCAGAAGAGCAUCAUCGAGACCAUGGAACUGCAGGUGAAGCAGUUUCAGGCCAAAUCACUCUUUGACCAUAAAGCACUUAGUCUCAAGUCCCAGAAACAUGUGAAAGUAGAGAUGUCUGGGCCAGUGACAGUUUUAACGACACAAAUCAAUAGCCACACUUCAACAUCAGAGCAGCCAGCAUCGCCUUUAGAAAAGACACCCAGCAAAAGAACAGCUGGCUCCGUUUUCAAUAGUUUUGUAGAGUCACCUUCCCAAUUAUUUGAGGCACCUAUAAAAAAUUUAUGGAGUGCACCUGCCAAGACCCAGUAUGAUUUCCCAUCGUGCAGAUGUGUAGAGCAAAUUAUUGAAAAAGAUGAAGGUCCUUUUUAUACCCAUCUAGGAGCAGGUCCUAAUGUGGCAGCUAUUAGAGAAAUCAUGGAAGAAAGGUUUGGAGAGAAGGGUAAAGCUAUUAGAAUUGAAAGGGCCGUCUAUACCGGCAAAGAAGGCAAAAGUUCUCAGGGAUGCCCUAUUGCUAAAUGGGUGAUACGCAGAGCUAGCCUGGAGGAGAAGCUGCUGUGUUGUGUCCGAGAGCGAGCUGGCCACCGCUGCGAGGCGGCCGUGAUCGUGAUUCUCAUCCUGGUGUGGGACGCGAUUCCCAUCCAGCUGGCCGAUACCCUGUACUCGGAGCUCACCCAGUCGCUGCGGAAGAACGGCGCCCUCACCAAUCGCCGCUGUGCCCUCAAUGAAGAGAGAACCUGUGCCUGUCAGGGGCUGGACCCAGAGACCUUCGGUGCCUCCUUUUCUUUUGGUUGUUCAUGGAGCAUGUACUACAAUGGAUGUAAGUUUGCCAGAAGCAAGAACCCAAGAAAAUUUAAGCUGCUUGGGGAUGAUCCAAAAGAGGUUGAAAUGCUUGGCUCCUUUGACACACAAACCUUAAUGUCCCCUUUGUUCUAUCUACAAGUGAAACCCAAUGCCCUUAAUUGACACACAUGCUUUUAUUCUUCUCAGAUUGAGUUCGAACACAGAGCUCCAGAGUGCCGCCUGGGUCUGGGGGAAGGCCGCCCGUUCUCUGGGGUGACCGCGUGCUUGGACUUCUGUGCUCAUGCCCACAGGGACCUGCACAACAUGCCGAAUGGCAGCACAUUGGUAUGCACCCUCACAAAAGAAGGCAAUCGAGAAUUUGGAGUGAAACCUGAGGAUGAGCAGCUCCACGUACUGCCUCUGUACAAAAUCUCUGAUGUGGAUGAGUUUGGGAGUGUGGAAGGCCAGGAGGAGAAAAAACGCAGUGGUGCUAUUGAGGUUCUGACCCGUUUUCAUCACAAAGUCCGGAUGCUAGCCGAGCCGGCCAAGAGUUGUCGACAAAGGAAACUUGAAGCCAGGAAAGCUGCCGCUGAGAAGCUUUCCAAUUCUUUGGAGAACAACUCAAGCAAGAAUGAGAAGGAAAAGUCAGCCUCAUCACGGACAAAGCAGACUGAAACUGUAGGCCAGGCCAAACAGCUGGCAGAACUUUUUAGACAUUCUGGACCAGUCACCCCACAGAGCCACCAGAGCCAGCGACCCCAGGCACCCCAGCCGCUGCCACAGCACACUUUGACCAGCAACCCUCAAUCAGAAUCUGUCAGCUCUUCCUCUUCCUCCGGGUGCAGCAAUGUGUACAUGAGACGGCCCAAUCCCAUCAGUCCUUAUCCAAGUUCCCCCCACCUGUCAGAUAUUUAUGGUGGCGCCAACCACAUGAAUCUCUAUUCCACCUCCCCCCAGGCUGCUAGUUCAUAUCUGAGUUCUUCUAAUCCCACGCACCCCUAUCCUGGACUUUUAAAUCAGAAUAACAAGUACCCAUCCUAUCAGUGCAAUGGCACUACAUCCAUGGACAACUGCUCCUCCUAUCUGGGCUCCUAUUCGUCCCUGACUCAACCCAUGGAUUUAUACAGAUACCCAAACCAAGACCAUCUCUCCAGGCUGAAUCUUCCACCCAUCCACACACUCUACCAGCAGAGGUAUGGCAACAACCAGAGGGUCACUUCGAAGUACUAUGGAAACCAAAACCUGCAGGGCGAUACCUCCGGCGGUUCUACCCUGAGACCAAGUGUUUGCCAGGCGGGGCCCUUCCGUCCCCACUCGGCUCCCGAGCCGGAAGACCCCUGCAUGGGAGCUGCUUCCAGAUUACCACCCAGUUCCAGCAACCCAAGCCUAGAUUGUAAGAACAGUGAUCCUCAGCCACCUGCUCCCCCGACCCCCAACUACAGCACAGGCCUGGGCUCCCUUCACACCCUGAACCUGCAACCCAAGACCAACAACGCGCUUGCCCACACCACCAACGGGCUUUCCAAGAUGUUUCCAGGGCUGAGCCAGGACGGGGCUGCCGCCGCUCCUCCAAGCGUGCUGCACAGGUUAAGCGAUGCUGGCAGUCAGGACCGGCAGCCCAUGCCUGUGGUCCAGGCGGUGGGUCCGGGUAAAGAGGACAACGAAGAAGUCUGGUCAGACAGUGAACAGAGCUUCCUGGAUCCUGACCUUGGGGGUUUGGCUGUAGCUCCAACUCAUGGGUCCCUGCUCAUUGAGUGCGCAAAGCGGGAGCUUCAUGCCACCACCCCCCUAAAGAACCCAGAUAGGAACAAUCCCACCAGGAUCUCGCUGGUCUUUUACCAACACAAGAGUAUGAAUGAACCAAAGCACGGCCUGGCGCACUGGGAAGCCAAAAUGGCUGAAAAAGCUCGGGAGAAAGAGGAAGAGUGUGAGAAGUACGGCCCGGAUUAUGUGCCUCAGAAAACGCAUGGCAAAAAAGCGAAGCGGGAGCCGGCCGAGCCGCACGAGCCCGCGGAGCCCACCUACCUGCGCUUCAUCAAGUCUCUGGUGGAAAAGACCAUCUCGGUGACCACCGAUUCCACGGUGACCACGUCUCCAUACGCCUUCACCAGGGUCACAGGGCCCUACAACAGGUACAUGUGAGGUCCCUACGGCCAGUGACCCCAUGUGAACUGACAACAGCCACCCUAGUGCUUCGUGUAGCUCUCAAGACCUGGGCAGGGUGGAGAGGGGAACAGGGGAGCUUCAUUUCCACUGAUCCCCAAGUGGUCAUUCACCAAUGGUGUCCAGGAAAAAAAAAGCAUUCUAUGCAAAAAGCAAAAAACAAAAAAAAAAGGUGUGGACAUAUCCUUGAUUUCGUUUCCAUUUUCAAACACUGGUUCUGUGAUGGGAGGGUCUAAUAGGUAAAUGUGAUUCCCUUUAACAGCUCAGCCUAUCUGUGGCCACUUUGAAUAAUACAUAAGGUUUGCGUAGUGUUGGGACACAAAAACUGUCACCGUACAGUUGCAGGAAUCUUCACAUAGCAUCUGGUGCUGAAUAUACAAUGUACUGAAAUACUGGAAUCAUGGCUUUUUAACAUGCAGUUCUUACUGUACUCUUAAUAUUAACUUAUUUAUCAAUAUAGCUACAAGAAGAAGCAUUGAGUAGCAGCAAAACACUGAAUUUGUUUGGAAGUGCUACAAACUGGUGCUAAGAAAAUGGUGUCUUUAAUAGCUAAAAACAAUGCCUUUCUAUCAUCAAGUUGCUGUCAAUGUACCCUCGUGGUAACACCCCUUGAAGAGUUAGGGGUACCUUUGCAUUCAAGUUUUUAAUCAAAGUGAUCUGUUCUUAUACAAGCUUACUUUAAAAAAAAAAAAGGACAUUUUAAUGGCCUCUGGAUCUUGUUCAUCCACUCACGUCCUUAUAGGACAAUAAAUGUACGCAUGUACAUAUACACACAUAUGUUUGUAUACAUGUAUAUGUCUAACUAUUUUAAAUGGUGUUUUAGAAGCACUUUGCCUACCUAAGCCUUGGCAACUUGAACAAUGCGAAGGUACUGAGAUGUUUAAGAAAGAAACAAAGGUUUACUUUUAUUUUGAGAUGAAAAAGAAUUUUUUUUUAAAAAAAAAACACCCUGAAAGCUUACUGGAUUCAAAGGAAUACGUCAGUCCAUAAGACACAUGUGUUCUGGUGCUCAUUUCCCAUGCUAUACAGUCCAAUACAAAACUGUAUGACAAGUUUGUCACUCAGAAAUGUACCUUUUUUUAUGCAGAAUUUUCCGUUAGCUGUGGGUUGUGCUUAGCCACAUGCUAAAGACUCAGCCACUCUUAGUUACUGAAGCUUGCACUGGUCUCCAGACCUAGGUGAUCUUCAGAGACCAGAACGGCUGUCUGCUUUUAUGUUGAAACUUGUGUUCAUCAUUGUGAUUGCUUAGGAAGAUUGAAGUGGACUGAAUAAACAGGGUUAGUUCCAUUUGAAUCUUGAUGGUUACAAAGAAGGCAACGAAAAAUAAAUAAAUAAAAACAGGCAGCUGGUUUGCUGUGGUGAUUUAAAAUCAUUAAUUUGUAUAAAGAAGUUAAAAGAGUUGUAUAGUAAAUUAAAUUGUAAACAAAGCUUUUUUAAUGCAAGGCUUUAGUAUUUUAGUACUGUAAAAAUUUUAAAUAUAUACAUAUUUGUGUAUAUGUGUGUAUAUAUACAUAUAUAUGUAUGUAUAUAUAUAUAUAUAUAUAUAUAUAUAUAUACACCCAUACUUACAUGAGAUGAAAGCAGAUUUCACAUCACAAUGGUGCUACUCAGCCUGCUACAAAUAUAUCAUAAUGUGAGUGAAGAAUUAAUGGUUUGAGUGAUGUCCCUGGUUGUCAUAUACCUCAAUAUUAGUGUGGCAAUAAGAUAGGAACUGAGUGGAAGUUUAGCAUUGUGUACCACCAUUUUGUUUUUCAAGUCAUUUUUUAUUGCUUUAAAAAAAAGCAUACUUUUUUUUUAAAUCAAUACUUGAUUUUUUAGCAAGUAUAACUUGAACAUCAACCUUUUUGUUCUAAAAAUUCAGGGAUAUCUCAGCUCAUGUUCUCCUAUGCCAAUGUCACCUGUGUUUAUGUAAAAUUGUUUUAGGUUAAUAAAUGUAUUCCUUUUUUUUUCAGGGAUUUAACCCUUUUAUUUUGAAUCCCUCCUAUUUUCCUUGUAUAUGUAUUGAUGUAAGUAACUAAAACUAAUUUUGUAAAUCUAUUGGCUAGUCAUUGUAAAGAAAAGCAUUUUAAAGUACUGGGCCUUUUUUUUUUUUGGCUUUUUGAUGGAGAAGAAAUUAUUACAUGAAAAUAGAAUGCACUGAGCUGAUAAAGGGAAAAUUGAGCGGCACAAGUUUGGCAAGUGACUGUUGGGCCAGAAGCCUUUUAAUCCUGAAAGAAAGUGGUUUGUCUAGGGGUUUUUUUUGUUUUUUUUUUUUGUGUUUUUUUUUAGGGGGGGUAGUUUUUAUCAAACAAUCAUAAGUUUAUAACUCUAGGAAGACCCCUCCCCACCUUAAACAGGCCCAACAUAGAGGUAUGGUGUGCAAUAGGACUGUAUAAUUACAUUUCAGUCUAAAUAUAUUUUUGCUUACUAGCUUUUCAAAAACAUUCUUAAUCUAGGGAGUCCUUUGAGUUUCAUUGGUCAGAUCUUAAGAUGAAUUUUUGUUUUGAGUUAAAAAAAUAUCACAAGUUUUUGGCUGUGUGUCCAAUGUAUAAGCUUUUUAUUUUGUGUGUCAAUACUGGGGGCUUGAACUCAGGGCCUGGGAGCUGUC